Molecule: messenger RNA, 5312 nt
Organism: Epinephelus lanceolatus (giant grouper)
Lineage: Eukaryota; Metazoa; Chordata; Actinopteri; Perciformes; Serranidae
Product: copine-8
Biological process (GO): cellular response to calcium ion
Cellular component (GO): plasma membrane
Molecular function (GO): calcium-dependent phospholipid binding
Source: RefSeq, a predicted model, not a curated record
GGAGGCGCACAACACACAGCUCCUCUGUAUCUUGCUACGCUGCUCGCAGUAUAAAGGGGGCCGGACCACACGGAAAACGGGGAAAACAGGAAAAGCAAAACAUUGUUUUUUGACAGGAUGACCAACACUUUCCUAAACAUGGCGUCGAUAGGCGACUUCGACCCGCUCAACGCGUCUAUUCCUGCCACCAAAGUUGAAAUCACAGUGUCCUGCAGAAACCUGCUGGACAGGGACACCUUCUCCAAAUCAGACCCAAUUUGUGUCCUUUACACACAAGGCAUGGGCAACAAGGAGUGGAGAGAGUUUGGGAGAACAGAGGUAAUAGACAACACGCUAAACCCAGACUUUGUGCGGAAAUUCAUUUUGGACUACUUCUUUGAAGAGCGACAGAACCUCCGAUUUGACUUGUAUGAUGUCGACUCGAAGAGCGCCAACCUGUCAAAACACGAUUUUCUGGGCCAGGCCUACUGUACUCUUGGAGAGGUGGUUGGAUCAUUGGGCAGUCGCUUGGAAAAAGCUCUUGGAGGUAUCCCAGGGAAGAAAUGUGGGACCAUUAUUGUGAAAGCUGAGGAGCUGAACAACUGCAGGGAAUCAGUGAUGAUGCAGUUCUGCGGGAACAAGCUGGACAAAAAGGAUUUCUUUGGCAAAUCCGACCCCUUCCUGGUCUUCCACAGGAGCAAUGAGGAUGGCACGUUUACCAUCUGCCACAAGACAGAGGUGGUGAAGAACACAUUGAACCCAGUGUGGCAGGCCUUUAAGAUCCCUGUCCGGGCUCUCUGCAAUGGUGAUUACGACAGAACGAUUAAGGUUGAGGUGUACGACUGGGACAGAGACGGCAGUCACGACUUUAUUGGAGAAUUCAGCACCAGCUACAGGGAACUAUCCAGAGGGCAGAGCCAGUUUAACGUCUACGAGGUGAUAAAUCCAAAGAAAAAAGGGAGGAAGAAAAAAUAUCUCAACUCUGGAACGGUGACGCUGCUGUCAUUCCUGGUGGACAUUGAAGUCACCUUUCUGGACUACAUCAAAGGAGGGACCCAGAUUAACUUCACCGUGGCCAUUGAUUUCACAGCUUCCAAUGGCAAUCCAGCCCAGCCCACAUCCCUCCACUACAUGAGUCCCUACCAGCUGAACGCCUACGCAAUGGCCUUGAAGGCAGUAGGAGAGAUCAUCCAGGAUUACGACAGCGAUAAGAUGUUUCCUGCACUGGGCUUCGGAGCCAAGCUGCCACCUGACGGACGGGUCUCCCACGAGUUUGCCUUGAACGGGAACCCUCAGAACCCAUACUGUGCUGGUAUUGAGGGUGUGAUGGAGGCCUACUACCAGAGUCUGAAGUCAGUGCAGCUCUACGGACCCACGAACUUCUCCCCUGUCGUCAACCACGUGGCCAGGUAUGCAGCUUCAGUGAAGGACGGCUCUCAGUACUUUGUGCUCCUCAUCAUCACAGAUGGCGUCAUCUCAGACAUGGCUCAGACCAAGGAGUCUAUUGUCAAUGCUGCCUGUCUGCCAAUGUCCAUCAUCAUCGUGGGGGUGGGGCCUGCAGAAUUUGAUGCCAUGGUUGAGUUGGAUGGCGAUGAAGUCAGAAUCUCAUCCAGAGGAAGAUACGCUGAGAGGGACAUUGUUCAGUUUGUCCCAUUCAGAGACUACAUCGACCGGACGGGGAACCACAUUCUGAGCAUGGCCCGACUCGCCAAAGACGUCUUGGCCGAGAUCCCCGACCAGUUCUUGUCCUACAUGAGGACCCGCGGGAUCAAGCCGUCGCCAACGCCGCCUCCCUACACGCCGCCAGCGCAACCCAUCCAAACCCAGAUAUGAGAAGCCGGGGGGAGACAGGUUUCGGAGACAGGGGUCAGCUGAACUUUACGAGCGAAAUACUUCCAUUUCCCUAAAGGCUGCUCUCCAUGCCUUGUCGUCGUGGAUCACGUGUUCAGGAGGCUGCAUGUCGGGCCGGGAGAGUGUCGAGGAAAAGCCAAUGAGAGUCUGUUUACUUCCACUGUCAAGCAUUCCUGUGACUGUCUGGAUUUUUUGGGGGGGCUGGGGUAACGAGGAGAGGCAGAGAGUCUGAAUUUAAUCUGGGAGGAAAAGAAGGAAUGAAGGAGGAAAUGAAGGACAGCUUUCGAAACAAAGAGAAUGUCCCCAGACAAAACAAAGGAAUCACUUGAUGAACUCUUUCUGUAAAUAACUGGACAUAUGUCACUUCUUCUUUCUCUGUCUCUUUCUCUCUAUCUCUCUACAACUCACUCAUUGUUUACAGUAAACGCUGACAAGGAUUUUUACUGUUGAUACUUUUAUAUACACACAGUUUCAAUAUGAAGCUUGUAAUAUUCUCUCUCCUUCUCUCUCUCUCUCUCUCUCUCUCUCUCUCUCUCUGUCUCUCUGUCUCUCUUUCUCUCUCCUGGCAUGUGUGUCAGGUAGCAGCAGUGCAGGUCCUGGUAGCCCCUCUGUACCGUACCGUACCGUGCUGUACCGUACCGUACUGUAUUCUGGUGUUUGUAAUAACCUUUUGCAUGAGUGUAGCCUCAGUCAAGUGCAUGCAUAUAGUGGCCCUGCACUACCUCUUCUAUCCAUCUACUCAUCCGUCUGUCUGUCUGUGGGGGGUGAGUGUCUGUCUGCCUGUAUCCAUUUGUCACUUCACCCUCUCUGUCUGUCUGUCUGUCUGUCUGCACUGCUCUCAGGCCUGAGAAGUCUGUCUGUCUGUCUGUUGUACCUUUUCUUCUCAUCUGUAUCUCUCAUGUUCUUUCCUUUCUUUUAUGCCUCUGUCACUUUAACCAGCUGUGUUUCCAUCCAACUUUUUUUUUUUCUUUUUGCGAGUUAUAAUAGACGAGCUGAAAAGAAAAUGCAUCAUUUUUAUGCUCAUCACAGGACAGACAGAUUUUAUUGCCGGAUGUAGAAUAGCAAAGGAUUGUCCUUGGUUCACCAGACAUAAUCGGCUUGAUAAAUGGUGCAGAUUCCAAAAUGAAUUUUAAAAUGUAAAAAUGUUCCACGCUUCUUCCCAGAGAUGUUUUAUCGUGUAUAAGGGGUCCAACAUCUUCAGAAAGCCAGGAUAUGUACAUUACUGGUAUUUUUUAAUUGUGCUUGCAGCGUGGCUCUAGGGAUGAAAGUGUCAGUCAGUCCACCACUUUGGUCCACACUGAAAAACCUCAAUAAAUGUUGGAUAGAUUGCCAUAAAAUUAAGCAUAAAUAUUCAUAUGAUUUUUCAUCUAGCACCAUUAUCAGGUCAGAAUUUAAAUUUCCACAGUACUUUGUUCUUUGAUAAAAUACGUGAAAACCUAAAAAAAAACCCUGACAUUCCCGUCCUCAGAUAUACUCAGUGUUUAGCAUGCUAACAGACCUAGAUGAACAUGGUAAACAUUGUAUCUGUUAACAUGUUAUUGUGUUUGCAUGCUGACUUUAGACACAGUGAUGCUUUAAGGUCAAUUUUACCAACCUUAAAGAGCCACUAGCAUGGCUGUAGACUCUUAAGGCUGACUUAUAGUUGUAUGCAGACUCUACACAGAGAAUUUAUCAUCGUCUACACAAGUGGUCUACACCGUUGCGAGCAUUUGUACUUGUACAGUGGUAUGUCUGUGUUGCUUUGCAAUUACAUUCCAAAAUAUUAGUUCACAGUGGCGUUUCUGGAACACUGCGUUGAGUGUCUGUGAAGUGCCGUAAAGUUUGAUUGAUUCAACUAACGGACCUAAAACACACAUAACACAUGACUCAAUAGCAACAACAUUUAACAAAAGUACGAAAUUCGGCUCUAUUUUAAUUCACAAGGUUCACAAACCAAACACUUGUCUUUUCCAAGACGUGUUUCCCACAUAAAUACAACAUGCUAACGAUAUUAGCAUAAGCCUAUGACAUUUUACAUUGCAUGAAUUAGCCAAGCAGCUAGCGGACUUUUCCUUUACUCAUAUUAAGCAGAGGACAACAGCAACAUUUAACAAAGGUAACAUUACAAAAUUAGGCUCCUUUAUAACUCACAAGUUUCAACGACAAAAUAAUAGUCUUAUUCUAGACAUGUUUUUCCCACAUAUGAACGUGCUAACAUUAUUAGCAUAAGCCAAUGAGAUUGUAUUGUAGAAAUUAGCCUAGUGACUAGCAGAAUUUUCCUCUACUCAUAUGAAGUCAGGAUGAAUCACACGCAACAAGAAACAAGUUGUUUCUUAUCUCUAAAAUACAUUUAAAUAAAGCUUCGCUCCCACUAAUGGAGAUUGUUUUUCAGUUUACAUAAAUAAACAAAGGGUCUGCGCCGCUGCAGCCUGUAGAUUCAACUCAGGAGUUUAAACCUGGCUCUAGUCUUGUGCUUUGUGUCAAAGAAACCAUGCAGUAUGGCCAACGUUAGCAAACAUUUAACAACAAAUGUUUUACUUUUUUACCUUUCUAAUUUGUUUGCUUUAGCCACGAUGAUGAAGAUUCAAAUGGUGCAGUUUCUGUCUCCAGCAUUUCAUAUUUUUGCGUUGCUUUCUUUUUUACAUCUGAGUGGAAGCUUGGCUACUCUGUCUCUCUCUCUCUCUCUCUCUCUCUGUCUCUGUUCUCCUCCAAACUGCCUUGGCAAUAUGAUGCCCACGUGCCCAGGGGUUCCGUCUCAUUGUGUUGUCCAACACCACAUCCCCGCCUCAUGUUUAAAACGACAGCAGCUGCUCUCAAACUAAAUACUGUUUGAGCAUAAAGAGCCCAGUGGUCAAAAAUGCAGAGAAAAAACACACUUUCCCUUUGUUGGCUUUUUGUUCCAUUUGAUUUUUUUUAUUUUAUUUUGGUGUGUACUUUUUAUUGCACCUUUAGCUUUGAUACAGCUUUUUAUAUGUUUGUUUUUAUGAUGUGUAUUUUUAUGUGCCAAUCAUGUGUAAAAGGAUGAUUUGUGUGAAUCCUGUCAGUCACUGAGGAUGUCCGACAAGUUUCCAAUUUAACAUAGUUUCUAAAUGAAGAAUGAGUUCUGUUUGAAUGUGAAAGGAUUGUUCAAUGUUGUUAUGAACAAGUGUUUCAAUGAUAAGUUAACAUGUUUUAAUGUGAAUGAGAUUUGUCUUUUAAAACAACAUUCUAUGAAAUGUUUGAAAAGUCUUACAAAAAGUGGGAAUGCAGGAACAUUUUAACAUUUAUUGGACUGUGAGUGAAGUAUGUCGCAGCACCAACAAUGUGAAAGGAUAUUUAAGCGUUGCCGUGAUGUUAAAGCUUAGUAAUUUUGUUGUAUGAACACCCUGAAGUAGUCUUAAAAUUAUGGCACAGACAUUAUCAUUAUCAUGAUUUUGUAUGAAGUAAUGUAAAGCUCAUGACCACCACAUCAUCCGCUAACUCACUCUGAUGUCUUACAAAAUGAAGACUUUUCAAUGAAAAUA